Aspergillus pseudonomiae is the source of this 635-nucleotide messenger RNA. RefSeq lists its product as uncharacterized. Bases 90 to 488 code for a protein of 132 amino acids. The record is from RefSeq and is a predicted model, not a curated record. The transcript is spliced from 2 exons. Lineage: Eukaryota; Fungi; Ascomycota; Eurotiomycetes; Eurotiales; Aspergillaceae.
AAUCCCCUUCUCUUUCAAAAUAAACUACUUAGCGUCACCGCAAAUAGCACACCAUACUCUUCUACCAUAUAAGUUACAAGACCUACACCAUGAACCCUCUCAGCCCCUCUCCCCAGCCACAAAACGAGGAUGAAAAGCAACAGCAACAAUCCUACUAUGACUGGCUUCGUGAACAGUACAACAUCCAAUACGAAAAAUGGUAUCCCUGGAUCGAGGACCAGUAUCUGAAGUGGUUCGGAAAGGGCGAUAAUAAAGCUUCUUAUGUUACUAAGGACACGCUCAAUAAAUCCAAGGUGACUGGAAUCAAACAGGUGGAUCAGCUACAGGACGAUGUGCAUGAUCUAGUUGGAAACCAGCUCGGUGAUAACGGGUUGCUUUCGCCUGUGGGCAAGGUGAUCUCGAAAGAGGGGAUUAAUCGGGCGGAGAGGAAGGGGAAGGAUGAGGAGGGGAGAUACGGGUUUGGUGGUUUUGGUAUUGCCGGGAGAUGAUUUAUGAUUCUGGGAUGGAAACGCUGGUGAGGCAAAUUGUACGAUAUUGUUGUGGAGGAUAUACCUUGGUUUUGUUAUUUUAGGUUUACUUAAUGUUAUAAGUUAUACUUGUAUCUAUACCUGCUUUGUUCACUGCACAUGAUAUCC